Molecule: messenger RNA, 3587 nt
Organism: Orussus abietinus
Lineage: Eukaryota; Metazoa; Arthropoda; Insecta; Hymenoptera; Orussidae
Product: selenide, water dikinase-like
Exons: 3
Coding region: 8-1300 (430 amino acids)
Biological process (GO): L-selenocysteine biosynthetic process
Cellular component (GO): cytoplasm
Molecular function (GO): ATP binding; selenide, water dikinase activity
Source: RefSeq, a predicted model, not a curated record
GCGUCUCAUGUCGGAAGCCAAUUCGAAGAGCGUUCUUCGCGAUCGACCCAGUAUGUUCGCGUUGACCACCGGCCACCAGACUCCUUCUACAGGGAAUGUCAAUGUUUCGGGUGGCGGAGACGCCGUGAACCUCGAAGUCACCGGUGAUCCUUCGUGUCCUGCUUGGAUUCCUUUCGACCCCUCGGAGCACGGCUUGAGUCCGGAUUUUCGGCUGACCAAGUUUGGCGAUCCUUUGGGCAGGAUCAAUAAGCCGACCAACGAGAGCUUUCGGUCGCUCCUAUCGCUGGUUGGUCUGAGUCAGGACCAGAAAAGAGAGAGCAGCGACCAAUCCCACGUCCCAAGUCCCGGAGAUGACACGACAACGGUGACCAAGCUGGACCACCUGGGUCUGCACCUGCUGGAGAGUAGCCACAUGCUGUGUCCGAUCAUCGAGGACCCCCACAUGAUGGGGAUGAUCGCCUGCGCGGGAGUCCUCAGCGGGAUCUACUGUCUAGGAGUCACCCAGCUAGCCUCGGUCAGGAUGACUCUCGGUGUCCCAAAUAACUUGGAAGGAAUCGAGACUCGAGUCAUGGUCUCUCUGCUGAUCCGUGGCUUCAAGGCCGCCGCGAAAUCGGCGAACUUGACCCUCCAAAGCGUCCAGCUGGUCAGCAACCCUUGGUUCAUGGUGGGCGGCUCCGCCUCGGCUGUUUGUUAUCACCAUGAGCUGGUCCCUCCCGAUGGGGCGACCAUCGGGGACGUGAUCGUCCUGACCAAACCCCUCGGCACCAUGGUCGCGGUUACCGUCUCCCAUUGGAUGGAGCAACCGAAGAGACGCAACCGGAUGAUGUUGGCCAUCAACGAGGAAGAUGCCAAGAGGGCUCUCUUCAGAGCCGUGGAUUGCAUGACAAGGACCAACCGGGUCGCCUCCGUUCUCAUGAGGAAGUACAACGCACACGCCGCCUGCGAAGUGGCGCACUUGGGGAUCCUCGGACACGCGGAGAUGCUCGUUCGCCGUCAGAAAAACAACGUCAGCUUCGUCAUCCACAACAUGCCGGUGAUCGCGAAGAUGACCGGAGCCGCCAAGAUCACCGGAAACGUCCUGCCGUUGAUGGAGGGCCGGGUACCGGAAGUGUCGGGGGGUCUUCUAGUAGUUCUGCCCCGGGAGCAAGCCGCUGCUUAUUGUAAAGCCCUCGAAAAGACGGAACAAAGGCAGGCCUGGAUCGUCGGAAUCGUCGAAAAUGGCUAUCACAAGGCUCGGGUCAUCGACAGGCCUCGAGUCAUCGAAGUGCCUCCCAGAGAGAACGGGACAUCGAUCUGGUAGGCCAUUUCCGGUUGGCCAGGGAUAAAUCGAUCCAGUGAUUGCGGGCAAUGAAGACUGUACAAAUAAUGAACGUUUCCUUCUUUUUCUUCUGUUUAUUUAAUAGCGAGUCUUCAUCGAUAGCGCUUAUCGUGACGAGUUAUCUGCCGAUGAUGAAGGGUCGAUGACAUCGUUUAGACGUAGAGAGCAAAUAAUAGUAUUGUUAGCCGAUCACUUGUUGCGUUUAGAAUGUCUUGCGCAAAUGCAUUUGGCUGUAAACUCUAAUGAGUUUCUUGAUGUUGAGAGAGAGAGGGAGAGAGUACAGAAAAGUCAAUUUAUUUCGGAAAAUCUUCGUGUAGCGAACAUCGUCUUUCAAAAAGAUUCUGGAUAUGUUUAGAUUGAUUUAUUAUUAUUCCUUAUUGUUCCGUUGAAUAAUCGCAAUAAUUCCCGGAUAAGCCGGUUCUAUGUCACGAUUGUACAAUAGGAUGCCAGCGUUAUGUACACAUUACUUUCUUUAUGCUAAUGCAUAAUUGUAUGUUAAACUCUGCACUGGCUAAUUCGAGCUUACAAGGAAGAGACGAGAAUUGAAAAUUUAGUUCAUUAUCAAUUUUCCGAGAGUUCACUUUUGGAUAAGAUAAGUAUAUUUUUAAGUUGUAGGUGUUAGUUCGGAGGCAAGGGCAGCCUUUAGAUUUUUAUUAUUUCUAGCCACUUAUGAAUCUCGUAAAUAAUUAUAUGAAUGACCGAAUGCUUCGAUGUACAUUACAUUUUCUUAAAUGAAAUAUUAUAAUAUCUCGUUCAUUUCGGGUCGUAUUGGAAAGAUUACGUUUAAAUAGAGAUAACUAUUUAAAUACGGAGUUCAUGGUGGAAGAUGUUGCGUGAAAGCCGUUUCUCUGCGGAAUGAUCUCCGAGUUCAAAUAGGUCACCGAGGGUCGGGAAUCUUCGAAAAAAUCGGGAAAUCCUCGCUGGAAAGCGGUUCUGUGAUCGGAUAGGUAUCCGCGUCUCGUAGUUUCUCCUGCGUAGGUGGAUUAAUUCGCGUCCCUGUUCCCCUUUCAUUCGGUGAGGCUCAAAAAUUGCACCCGCACGCAGGUGCGUUCAGAAAAGUUUCCGAAGCAAAACGCGGGGAAUCGAUCGCAAAUAUUCACUAAUUAUACUUAAUAACAUCGAUCAACGCGAACACUAUGUAAAUUCAUGCAUAAUAUUCCCGGCACGGUUUAUUAACCGUAUAUAAUUAUCCGCAAACGAAUGGUAAUAAUACGUUAUUAUCCACGUAAUGAGAAAAUAAUAUAUCAGGAAUAAUUUGGAAUGUACAUCGUAGUUCAUCGCGAUGAACUUCAAUAGAAUAUAUUUAAUUUCUUUUUUUCUUUUAAUGAUUUUGAAUCGUCUAGGGUCGGGAAAUAAUUUCGGUAUUGUAAUUAAGAAAGCCGUUAAUUUCUAAUGAAAUUAAUUCCUUAAUUCCGAAUCUCUUCUCAGUUUGUGUUUGUUUUGGAUAAAUUUCUAUAUCUCAGUAUUUCUUUGUCGCGUUUUUUUCUUUUUUUACGAAUAUUAAGAAAUGAACGGAAAGAACAUCGCGUACUAGAACUCGUACGUGAACUUACUUUAGCUUGAAUAGAGAUUCAUUUAGCGUUGCAUCCCUCAGUCAUGGUUAUUGUUCUCCAUUCCUUUGAGCGAAAAGCCUGUAACUGCUUUUUGUAAUAUCCAAGAUAAAUGAGAUUUCCUUUCUUAAUGGGGGAGGGCGCAAAAGAAUGUUUCAUACAAAAGGCACCGGGGGAAUAAUACGUGGGGCAACUUUCAUCUGGUACACUUUCUUCGAUCAGACGUCGUUAGUACAGAGAAUUGCAUUGUUAGGACCCGAGUAAAAAUAAAAAAAAAAUCUGGAUCUAGAAAGCAGUGGAAUCUACUUCUCCCUACGCUCCUUGUAAAAUAUCUCACAUUUUAGUACAAAUUACUUGCCCUACAAACCGCCUAAUGUUAUUUCAUCUUAAACUUAGAUAUAAUUUUAAUUCUUUCGUUAUAGUUAAUGAAUCGAUCACAAAACGUCAUUAACUUACGUGACACUAAUCCCUCAGUAUUUAAAUAAUGAGUUAAAUAUGGUAUCUUUGAGUAACAUAAUUUAUUUCGUUCGUAAUUAUUAUAAAUGGCCAGUUGUCUAGGGUUAAAGGCAAACAUAAAAAAUAAAUAGCACAAAUUUCAUACCUUUUCUUUAAUAUUAAAUCAUCGCACAUUCCUAUGUGUUGGGUUGGCUAAAAUUUCAUAGACGUACGAUGUAGCAUCGAGGAAAUGCCCAAUAAAUGGUCACAGACCACAGAUAGAA